Molecule: messenger RNA, 888 nt
Organism: Pleurotus ostreatus (oyster mushroom)
Lineage: Eukaryota; Fungi; Basidiomycota; Agaricomycetes; Agaricales; Pleurotaceae
Exons: 1
Coding region: 1-888 (295 amino acids)
Biological process (GO): translation
Cellular component (GO): ribosome; cytosolic large ribosomal subunit
Molecular function (GO): structural constituent of ribosome; RNA binding
Source: RefSeq, a predicted model, not a curated record
AUGAGCGCGCAAGCAGGUGCAGUGGCGAGACGAAAUGUGACGCGCUUCGGACGCGCCCCGCCGGUCACCAAAAAUCUUCGCAAAAAUCCCCGAACACUGCUGCCUCAACCACACGUCAAAAACCUCCUCGUUCGCGACAUUGCGCCGUGUCGAAUAAUGGACCACUACUACAAUACGCUUCAAGACGAUCUCAUGUAUAUGACCUACGUACACCAGGCUGCGCCGCCUAAACAACGGCAAAUCCGUUUAACUUUCGACCCGAACGACCCGUACGCGAGGAAUCGGUACAACCCCCCCGUCGGCGGGUCUCAGGUUGGGAGGAAGCCUGCACCAUUGGUCACACCCGAAGACGUUAUUCGUUUGGAGCGAAUACAGAUUCAUACCAUGGUGAAGGAAGCAAUCGGGAGUAGGAACAAUUUGCUACCGGCUAUAAUGGCCAUACGAGCUUUGACGGGCGAAACGUACCAAGGAGGGGGGAGGCAUUCGAAUGAUGGUAUACAGAUUGUGAAGGCCAGGAAGUCAGUCGGUGGGUGGUUGCGACCAGGAGUUCCCGUGGGGGUCAAAGUCGAUCUCAAGGGCCCCGCGAUGUACGAUUUCCUCGGCACACUCGUUGAUUUUGUCUUGCCUCGAAUACGAGACUUCCCCGGAUUCAUCCUCCCCCCCGCUUCGUCCUCCGUCAACUCCCCUAAUGCCGUAUCCGGUGUAGUCUCAUUCGGUUUACCUCCGGCAGCCAUGGGCUUCUUCCCCCAGAUUGAAGUGAACCAAGAUUCGUACCCGAAGAUGUUUGGCAUGCAUAUUCACCUAGUGACGAAUGCGACGGGACUUGGGGCGCAGAAUCGGGCCAGGGCCUUGGUUUCAGGCUUCCAGAUACCAUUUAUUAAAAAAUAA